Molecule: messenger RNA, 804 nt
Organism: Trichomonas vaginalis G3
Lineage: Eukaryota; Parabasalia; Trichomonadida; Trichomonadidae
Product: protein ubiquitination
Exons: 1
Coding region: 1-804 (267 amino acids)
Molecular function (GO): protein binding
Source: RefSeq, a predicted model, not a curated record
AUGAAAGAUAUCAAAACAAUCAUGAAAUAUUCACGUUUGACAGCUGAUCAAUACGUUACUCUUCUUAAACAAUCUCUUUCAACUAUCAAUGCUAAAGAAUUAUAUACAUGUACACGAAAAGCAAAAGUUACUAUCAAAAACUUCGAAGAAGUUGUUUUAGUUCUGAAAUCUGUCAAAAAAUACAUGAAAUUCAGUAUAUUUGAUGGUAUCAUUGAUUUUUUAAAACAUAAUGAGGAAGUAUUAAACUCUUCUACGAUCGAAAAAGAAAGAAAUCAAGAUAAAUCCAAAGCAUUUCAGACUAAUAAUGAAAAUGCGACCAAAGAUACGACUACCAAUGUAACCAAUGAAAAUUACAAUCAUUCACGAGACAUUUUGACUAAAAUCACAGAACUUAAGGAAUCUAGUGAUUUUGAAGCCGUUUACAAAUUCCUUGAUGAACUUUCUUCGAAAGGAAACCAUGAAAUGAUUUCAAAAUCAAUCGAAGCAGGACUUUGGAAAAAGAUUGCUCCUAAAAAAUAUAAUCAUGAUCCUGAUAGGAAUGUUCUUCAUUUUGCAAGUGAAAACGGAAAUCUCAGACUUGUUCAAUCACUCAUCGAAUGUGGCUGCGACAAAGAAGCAGAGGAUAAUUGUGGACAUACUCCACUCUUUUGGGCAUCAAGAAAUAGUCAUCUUGAAGUUGUUAAAUAUCUUAUUUCAAUUGGAGCUAAUAAAGAAGGAAAUAAUAAUACUCCACUCAUUGAAGCAUCAAGACAUGGUCAUCUUGAAGUUGUUAAAUAUCUUAUCUCUGUUGGAGCUGAUAAAUAA